This is a messenger RNA of Stylonychia lemnae, 4593 nucleotides long. Lineage: Eukaryota; Ciliophora; Spirotrichea; Sporadotrichida; Oxytrichidae. The record is from the annotation of a GenBank genome assembly.
AUGAAGGGGAAAGCAAAUGUAUUAUAAAUGCAAACUCAAUCGCAAAAUAUUUCAAUACAAAAUUCUACUGUCUUUAAUGAUAGCUAAAGAAUUCAGAUGGAUUUGAGUAAAGUAACUAAAAAAUCAACAAGAUAGGCAGUGCUGAAAAAUUAAAAGCCAAAGGGCAUCCCCUAGUUUUCAUCUAAAACUAGCAGUAGUAUGAGCGAAAAUAUAGAAGAUGAUGAUGAGAUAGAGAAUUAUACUGGUCCAAAGAAGCCAAACUAGGAGUUCAGCAAUUCUAAGAUUGUGACUGGAGCUGCAUCGACUUACAUAGCCUAAGAAAUAGGGCAAUCUCCUGAAAACAACAACAGCAGCAAUAGCAAAUUUAAAGUCUUAUUAAACAAAAGCAGCAACUUGAUAGAGAUUAACGAUAAAAUUAGGAAAUUUGAGCUAGACACCUCAAGCACUCAUAACAUGAUCAAGCACGAAGGGUUCAGCACUAAUAAGAAUAGCACAAAAAGCAGACCUAAGUAUUAGAUUGAGGAAGAUAGGCCUUUGCAAAUGGAUUCCAAGGGGAAGAGACUUACAAAUAAUUUGAAAUCUAAUACGUUUGAUUCAAAUCAGGUUGGGAAAAUGAAAAGAGUAAGAUCCUAAACUUCCGCUAAAGAAUAUGAAGUUGAUUAAAAAAACGGAGGGCUUUUUCAUCAAUCAAAUUUGCUUCAAUAAAGUUUAUAAUUUGAAUUUGGGGUGCACAAACCAACAAAUAAGCUAUCUUUAGGCUUUAAUCACUUAUUAUCUCCUCACCAUCAAUCAACUUAAUGCUUCAUGACAACUGCUCAUAAAACGAUGAAAAAUCAUAGUGAAUCUUAGCAUGAAAACAUAGACAAUUUAUAUACUUUGAAAAAAGUGCAAUCUAAGGUGAGAGAUAAGAUCGUCCAAUGGAUUGAUUUCCAAAGUACCUCGGCUACCUUCAAUAACAAUGCUCCUUAAGAAGAACAGCCAACUGCAAGUAAUUAAAUAAAGCAGUUGAAUCCUCAGAGUCAUAAUAUAUCAGAAAACAAAGUUAAAGAGGAGGAAAGUAAUUCUGACGGGCUAUUGAAAUUUAGUAAACUGACAUAACUUGCUUUUAAAAAAAGGUUUUAAUUUGGAAGUCCUCCUGAUAAAAUGUCCCUUUAUAAUUAUCCAGUGGUGAACAACGGCUCAUCUCAGAAUAUUAAUGGUGGGAAUUACAGAUCUGGAAACAUUAACAAUAAUAAUUCGAAGGAUUUCUUCAAUGAGGAUAGUUUAUGCAUAACGGAAGAAAAUCGGUUUUAAAAUGAAAUAAAUCCGAUCAAGCUGGCUGAUCUGGACUGGGGAGAUCAGUAUAAACUAGACAAACUUAUGAAGCAGCAAAUAAAGCAGAUACGGGAAGGUAAAUUUGACCCUAACACUUACUUCUACUAUGAUUAAGAGCAGAUUGAAGAGGCUUUUUCAUGGUUUGAGAUUCAAAGAAAGGAUAUGGAGCUGUAUUUAAUGAAACGGAAAUCAUCAGCUGGCCUCGUUCAUUAAAAUUCUAUUGUGAAUUAGUCGUUAAUAGAUUUCGCAAACGCAAACUUCAAGCUAUAAACAAGUGGAACAAUGCUUGGCUUGAAUAAUCAAAGAGGAAUUUCAGUUAUAAUGGGAGGUGGCAUGGAUGCAAAUGAAUAAGAGAAUAUACUCUAGGGUGGCUCUAGCUCAAGUUCUGAUGAUGAAGGAGGUGAUGAAGCUGAAAAAUUCAAAAACACAUUCUUAAACAGUAAAAGUGGGACUAAAUUUAUGUUUUAGUAGGGUAAGAGAAACAGUAAUUUAUUAAUCAAGGCUUCUGAAUAGUACGAUUAAGAGGAAGAUUUUAACAACCUUACUCCUAAAGUUUUAUCAGAUAAUGAUGAUGGUAGUGAUAACGAGAAAAAGAAAGAAAAUAGGUCAUUGCAGCAAUAAACAAGAGGGAAUCUAAAGAUUCUUGAAGAAUUGAUAGAGGAAUCAAGAGAGGAAUCAAUGAGAGGUGACUCUAAUACCCACUUUCAUAUACCUAUUACUCUAGAUUAAGAAAAUAAAGGAGUUGAAGCUAAGAACUUCAAUCUAAAUAUUAACUAUAAUGAGGAUGAGUUGCAAGAAAUAGAUUAAGAUCAAUACACCUAGGGAAUAUAUCUUCCCAUUACAAACAGGCAAUGUGAUUCUGAUAUAUUUGUAAUGUCUAAUACAACUUUUGAUGAAGACCUAGCAAGUAUCAGUUCUAGAAGAGUCUCAGCAGGUAAAUAACCUUAUAAAAAUGAGUACCUUAGUUUUGUGGAUAACAGUUAGGAUCUAUCACAAAUCAAUUAACAAUUCAUUCUGAAUAAGAAGGAAUUGGAUGGCAUAACAAACAAGUUAUUUUUUCAUCAAUAAAACUAAUAAUUACUGCAAAGAAGAUAAAACAAAUAUAAUCAAACUUCACAAGGCAAGCAAAAUGCAAAGUCUAGCUCUAAUUAAAACUCUACUUUAAAUAUAAAUCAAGCUAGCAUGAACAGAAAAAAGAGCAACACUAAGCAAUCUAACAUUAGGAACUAAGAUAAACAGCUAACAUCCUCAAUAUAAACUCUACUUUCAUAGAAUAAUCAAACUCAAGUAUCAACUAAUAUUCAGUCUACCAUUCACGAGAAGAAGUAAUCCCUAACUAAAUUCUCUAAUUAUGUUUCAUCCAGUAACAAUCUAUCGCCAACUCCACAGAUACAGACUACAUCUUUCCACCAAUAUAAGAAUAGUUAAAAACAAAAAUCUAAUUUUAACAAUAAUAAUGGUAACAACAAUUUAUUUCAGAGUUAGUACAAUUCAGUUAGUUCAAUCAACAUGGGUCUGCAUAAUAAAUAGCCAUCAACUGUAUAAAGUAAUAUCUUCAAUAUGAAUAGUGGGCAUUUUUCGAUUCUCUCUAAUAAUAGUAACCACAAUUCAAAUCCAAGUAACAUAUUCAACCCAGUAACCAAUUCAAAUUCUAAGCGGUUUUAAAACAACGGGAAAAGCCAUAGUAAUGAGGACUUUAAUAGACAAGUUAUUGCUAUUAGCACUUAGCUUUUACCUUAUAACGCCUCAAUUCAAAAAAUAACACAUCAUUCUCCUUAGUGCUCUAUCACUAUGAGAACGAAUUUAUCGCCUGGGCCUGGCUAUAAGGUAAAAGAAAGAAACUCCUUAUUUAAUGAAAAAACUACAAGAAAUAAUGGUAUAAAUCAGCAUCUUUCAGAUAGCGAUAUAAGUAGUAGUAAGUUUGUAGUAAUAUCUCAUAAUCAUAAUAAAUGCCAUAACAAAAAUAAUCAGAAUAAGAGAGCGACUAAUCCAUCAAUCUAGGGAGCUACAGCAAGCAAAAACAAGAAAUAUAGUGAUUUUAAGCAAUCUAUGAUGAACAACAGUACAACUAUUGACUCAUUCAAACAGAACAAGCAAAAUAUGACAAUGGGGUCAAGUGAGUUAAAGCAAUCACUUAAUGCAGCUAAGCUUAGAAAGCAAAGAUCUGAUAGUAAAAUGGAUACUUAAAGUUCACUACUCUUUGAUGGAGCUAAUUCAAUGGUUACUUAAAAGCUUCUAGCAUCUAUUAAAUAGAAUGUCAUCAAUAAAAAGCUGUAGGAAUAAACACUUUAAAGUAGUCAGUCUGUCCAUGAUGAAUUCCAAUAACCUCUCCAUUAACUAAAUAGACAAAGAAGCAAAUCUGAAAUUGAAACUAUCUACGAGAUAGGCAAUAAGCAUCAAUAGCUGAUGCUAAAUAAGAAUAAACCGUCAAAUAAAAGGACCUAGCAAAUAUUGGGACCAGCCUCCCCAAGUAAGAGUUUAAAGAAUGUUGGAUUUCCGUAUAAUAAUGGAAAGACCAUGUCUGAUAUAAAUAAAUUUUAUGAGGAGAGAUCAGAGCAUAACACAUCAGUCUACUCUGUUGUGAACAGAGGCCAGAACAUGAGCAUAACCUCCAAGUUCUAGAAUGAUGGAAACCAGUAGUAUCAAAGUGUAGAUAAAUCCUGCAAGACCUUUGAUAUCACAACCUAGAGCUAAGGGAGCAUGGCUCAUUUAUACAAUCCAAGAUAGCAGUAAUCUAUAUCUGGCAGUGGGGUUUUGAAAGAGCCUUCAAUUAUCCAUCAUAGUAAACUAGAGAUUUAAACAAAUGAAACAAGCAAUUCUCCUCAAACCAAAGACUAAAAACGCUAAAGACAGCUGUCCAACUAGCAAGCAUUGAAGUUGAAUUUCGGUAUCUAGCCUUAGCUUGUAAAGAAAUAUCAAUCACCAACUGCUGUAUUAUCUUAAAGCUAUCAUCUAUCAGGGGGUUUCAAUUAAUCAGGAAAUUCCAGUACCAAAAGAAAUGAAUCUUAGCUCUUUAACAAUAGUUCUAUUGUAAACAAUAGCAAUCCCUAAUCGUAGAAUAAGCAAUCAACCAGUCAGCUAAAUGAAAAGUCAAAGCAAUAGCAGUUCUCAGUUAUGAAGUAGAGGAUAGUCAAGAGUCCAAACAAAAAAAGUAUGAUGAUUUUGAACUCGUCCAUUGGCUCAAACAGCAACAAUAUGUCACUGAUUGGGGCAGCAAACGCUUUCGCUGCUAGUAAGUUAGACUUUUAGAUUCUCGAAUAUAGCGAUUCAAAAAAAUGA